AUGCUAAACAAGAUUCUGCUGUUGUCUCUUCAGAUGAGUUUCCUAGGAAGUACUCUUGGUGGGAAUAUUCUUAUUUGGGCAGUGGAAGGUAGUCAUUGGCUGAACAUUGAGGUGAUUAUAGAUGAACUGAUUAAAAAAGAACACAAUGUGACUGUCCUAGUUGCCUUUGAUGCAACAUUUUUUAAGACACCAACCCCUAAGCCACGUCUCAUAUUUGAAAUGUAUAAUGUGUCCUUUGGCAAAGAAAGAAGAAUAGGAAUCCUCCAGGACUUUGUUUUGACAUGGCUAGAAAAUAGACCAUCUCCUUCAACCAUUUGGAGAUUCUACCAGGAGAUAACCAAAGUUAUGAAGGACUUCCACAUAUUGUUAGAAGAGAUCUGUGAUGGUGUUCUUAAAAAUCAAAAGCUGAUGGAAAAGCUGAAUAGCAGCAAAUUUGAGGUUCUGGUGUCAGAUCCAGUAUUUCCUUGUGGUGAUAUAGUAGCUUUAAAACUGGGGAUUCCAUUUAUAUACUCCUUGAGGUUUUCUCCAGCCUCAACAGUAGAAAAGCACUGUGGGAAGGUCCCAUACCCUCCUUCCUAUGUUCCUGCUGUUUUAUCAGAACUCACCGACCAGAUGUCUUUUACUGACAGAAUAAGAAACUUCAUCUCCUACCAUCUACAGGACUACAUGUUUGAAACUCUUUGGAAACAAUGGGAUUCCUACUACAGUAAAGCUUUAGGAAGACCCACUACAUUGUGUGAGACUAUGGGGAAAGCUGAAAUUUGGCUAAUCCGAACAUAUUGGGAUUUUGAAUUUCCCCGUCCAUACUUACCUAAUUUUGAGUUUGUUGGAGGAUUGCACUGCAAACCUGCCAAACCUUUACCUAAGGAAAUGGAAGAUUUUGUCCAGAGUUCAGAAGAACAUGGGGUUGUGGUGUUUUCUCUGGGAUCAAUGGUCAAAAACCUCACAGAAGAAAAGGCCACUAUUAUUGCCUCGGCCCUCGCCCAGAUUCCACAGAAGGUUUUAUGGCGAUAUGGAGGGAAGAAACCAGCCACAUUAGGAAACAAUACUCGUCUCUAUGACUGGAUACCCCAGAAUGACCUUCUUGGUCAUCCAAAAACCAAGGCUUUCAUAACUCAUGGUGGAGCCAAUGGCGUCUAUGAGGCCAUCUACCACGGGGUCCCCAUGGUGGGCAUCCCUUUGUUUGGGGAUCAACCAGACAACAUUGCUCACAUGAAGGCCAAGGGGGCAGCAGUUAGAGUGGACUUCAACACAAUGUCAAGUACAGAUUUGCUCAGUGCUUUGAAGACAGUCAUUAAUGACCCUAUGUGAGUAUACUAAUUCUUUUAAUAAGUGGUAUUGAUAGAUAUGUUCUCUUGUCAACAAGAAAGAUGAGAUUCAUCCCUUUUUCACUGAAUUAAUAUUGAAAGAAUUUAAAUUAUAUAACCAAUGUAAAAUCUGCUUUUAUUUUCCACCAUUUAUUUCAUGCUUGCGUUGAAAUCUAUAAAUGUAAUGGGUAAACAAUUAAUGAAAAAAUCUUCUACAUAAACAUAACUUCCAAUAUAUAGAUGAGUGUAAAAAAAGAUAAAUUUUAAAAAACAAGACAGAAUUCACAGUUAAAAAAGGUAAUGAACUUACAAAUAUGAUAAAAUAUUUUAAUCCAAUUCCUAAAAUUUCUGAAUAUGUCACUUUCUUCUUGCCCUCAAAUUUACUUUGAUAUUAUCAUUACUUUAAUAGUUUUGAUAAUGAAAUAUAAUUUACAAUGAGUAAAAUUCACCUAUUU
Molecule: messenger RNA, 1762 nt
Organism: Microcebus murinus (gray mouse lemur)
Lineage: Eukaryota; Metazoa; Chordata; Mammalia; Primates; Cheirogaleidae
Source: RefSeq, a predicted model, not a curated record